AUGAAACAAACCAUCUUGAAUCCUUCAAUAAUAAGAAUUAGAUCUUAUGCUACCAGCACUAACAUAAAGGACUUCCACGAUAAACAUCAAUUGCCUCAUUGGACUUCAGAUCCUAAGAAAUUAUUUGGUUUGGAUAAUGAUAUGAAUCUUACCCCCAAAGAAACGGAUCUUUUCAUUAAAUCAAAUUAUAACAAAUUCCUUAAGAUAUAUCAUCCAGAUAUAAUCAAUAACAUAGAAGUACAUGACGAAAAGAAUAAACUUAUGAAUAAUGAAGAAAAACGUAAAAGAUUUGAUGAAAUACAGAAACAUUACGAUAUACUUAAGAAUCCAGUAAGAAGAAAUGCAUAUUUAAGAAGUGAUGUUACAUGGGAAGAUUAUAAGUACAAAACACAUAGAACAGAUCGUAAUUCGACAUUUGGGAACUUUGAAACUUUCAGAAUGUCCAAUAGUCAUAGAAGACAAUAUAAUUUCGAUAAUAAUGAAGAAUUUUGGAAAGCAGGUACUUGGGAAGAUUACUAUAAGAUGAAAUAUGAUAAAACUCCUCCAACUAGAGAACAAUUUGAAAAAAACAAGUUCAAAAUUCUUUAUGCUGUACUUAUGGUUAUGGGGAUUACUACCACUAUUCAAUUGAUAUUGGCAUUUGAUAAAUCCAGAAGAAUGAACUAUGAAAUCAACUUAACUAAUCUCAAGCUUUUACAAGAAAUGAAUUAUGAUGUAGAACCUGAUACUCCACUUUCCAGUAUCAGAAGAUUACUUAUCAAUAGGAGAUCUAAAGAAAAUGAUAUUGAAAAAUUAAGACAAAUGGAAGUUGAAGAUGCACAAUUAUUAACUAAUUAUGCUAAGAAACGAGUAGAGAAGUUCCAAGACCCUCAACCCAUUACUCCCUCAAAGGAUUAG
Molecule: messenger RNA, 897 nt
Organism: Yamadazyma jaroonii
Lineage: Eukaryota; Fungi; Ascomycota; Pichiomycetes; Serinales; Debaryomycetaceae
Source: the annotation of a GenBank genome assembly